AUGGACCUGGUGGUCCAUGAGCAUCUUUAUGAUGGGGAGAAGCCCCACAAGUGCUUGGAGUGUGGGAAGAGCUUCAGCCAGAACUCCCACCUGAUCAAGCAUCAGAUGAUCCACACAGGGGAACGGCCCUUUGAGUGUGGGGAAUGUGGGAAGAGCUUCAGACGGAGCUCCCACCUGAUCCAGCACCAGAUGAUUCACACUAGGGAACGGCCCUACGAGUGUGGGGAAUGUGGGAAGAGGUUUCAAAUACGCUCCACCCUGAUCCGUCACCAGAUGAUCCACACUGGGGAACGGCCCUACGAGUGUGGGGAAUGUGGGAAGAAGUUUCCGACCAGCUCCGAACUUCUCGUGCACCAGCGCACGCACACAGGGGAGAGACCCUUCCACUGCCCCGAAUGCGGGAAGGGCUUCAGGCAAAACUCCCAUCUUGUCAGGCACCAGCACAUCCAUACUGGGGAGAGGUCCCAUGAGUGUGAGGAAUGUGGGAUGAGCUUCAGAGACAGCUCCCACCUGCUCCGCCACCAGAGCAUCCACACUGGGGAACGGCCCUACGAGUGUGGGGAAUGUGGGAAGAGCUUCAGACAGAGCAUGCGCCUUAUCCAGCACCGGAACAUCCACACUGGGGAAAGGCCCUACAAGUGUGGGGAAUGUGGGAAGGGCUUCAGCCAGAGCUCCAGUCUGAUCUGCCACCAAAAGAUCCACACUGGGGAGAGGCCCUACGAGUGUGGGGAAUGUGGGAAGAGGUUUCUCACCAGCUCCCAUCUCCUCGUGCACCAUCGGAUUCACACAGAGGAGAGGCCCUUCCGCUGCCGUGACUGCGGGAAGGCCUUCAAGCAGAACUCUACCCUCAUCAACCACCGAAAGAUCCACACUGGGGAGAGGCCCUACGAAUGUUCCAAAUGUGGGAAGAGGUUUCCCACCAGCUACAAUCUCUUACUGCAUGAGCGCAUUCACACAGACGAGAGGCCCUUCCGCUGCCCCGACUGCGGGAAGGGCUUCAAGCGCAAUUCCGCCCUCGUCAUCCACCAGCGCAUCCACACCGGGGAGAGGCCUUACGCUUGUCCUGAGUGUGAGAAGAACUUCUCCAGGAGGUCUCACCUCAGGGUCCAUGAGCAGGUUCACAAUGGGGAGAAGCCCUACAGGUGUGGGGAAUGUUGGAAGUGCUUCAGCCGAAACUCAGCCCUGAUCCGCCACCGAAGGAUCCACACUGGAGAAAGGCGCUACGAGUGUGGGGAGUGUGGGAAGAGCUGCAGAGACACCUUUGACCUGAUCAACCACCAGAGGAGCCACACGGGGGAAAGGCCAUAUGAGUGUGGGGAAUGUGGGAAGAGCUUUCAGAGAAGCUCCACUCUUCUGAAGCAUCAGCGGACACACACAGAUGAGAGGCCCUAUGAGUGUCCCAAAUGUGGGAAGAGGUUUCAAACAAGCUGCCAUCUGCUCGUCCACCAGCGUAUUCACACAGACGAGAGGCCCUUCCGCUGCCCUGACUGCAUGAAGGGCUUCAAAUACAACUCCGACCUCGUCAAGCACCGGCGCAUCCACACCGGGGAGAGGCCCUACGAGUGUGGGGAGUGUGGGAAGAGAUUCACCCAGAAGUCGAACCUGAUUGUCCACAAGAGGACCCACACUGGUGAGAAGCCCUACGAAUGUGGGCAUUGUGGGAAGAGAUUCAGCCAGAGCUCUGAACUGAUGCUUCACCAGAGGAUCCACACAGGGGAGCGGCCUUACGAGUGUCCCGAGUGUGGGAAGAGCUACAGCCGGAACGAUCACCUGAUGAUCCACCAGAGGAGCCACACCGGGGAGCGGCCCUACGAGUGUGGGGAGUGUGGGAAGAGGUUUCAAAGCAGCUCAGAUCUCCUCGUACAUCAGCGGAUUCACACGGAUGAGAGGCCCUUCCGCUGCCCUGACUGUGGGAAGGGCUUCAAGCACAACUCCACCCUUGUCACCCACCAGCACAUCCACACUGGGGAGAGGCCCUACGAGUGUCCCCACUGUGGGAAGAGCUUCAGCCAGAGCUUGGAGCUGGAGGUCAAUGAGCAGCUCCAGGAUGGGGAGAAGCCCCACAAGUGCUCGGAAUGUGGGAAGAGCUUCAGCAAGAGAUCCUACCUGAUGCGCCACUGGAGAAUCCACACGGGGGAGAGGCCCUACGAGUGUGGUGAGUGUGGGAAGAGCUUCUUAGACCACUCCAAGCUGAUUGUCCACCAGAGGAGCCACACCGGGGAGAAACCCUACGAGUGUGAUCAAUGCAGGAAGAGGUUUCAGAUCAGCUCCACUCUCGUCAGGCACCAGCGCUCGCACACAGAUGAGCGGCCCUUUCGCUGCCCCGACUGCGGGAAGGCUUUCAACCGUAAUUGCACCCUCAUCAAGCACCGGCUCGUCCACACCCGGGAGAGGCCCUACCAGUGUCCCCAGUGUGGGAAGAGCUUCUCACAGAGCUCUCACUUGACCAAACACCAACGGAGGCACCACAAAGGAAGCCCUGCGAGUGCCCCACAUGCAGGAAGAGCUCCGUGCGCUGCUCCAGCUCCAUCCCCCAUGGGAGGAUCCUCGCUGGAUGAUUCCCAGUGACCCCGGGUGAUCCGUGGUGCCGGUGAUCCCUGUUGGGAAGUCACCUGCCUGCGGGGCUCCACGUCCUCUUGUUUCCCCAUGGGCACCUGGACACAUCCACAGACCAACAUCAGAAAUCCAUUGUGGAGAGCAGAUUUGCUGACAUCUGACCCCAGAAAAAUCUCACCUUUUGCAUCAUCUGGUGGCAUUAAGCAACACUGGAUUGUCUUGGAGGUCUUCUCCAACAUAAAUCCAUCCUCUAUGGCCCAUGGCUGUCUUUCACAGCCCAGUGGGGAGAGACUGGGGAAAAACCCACAAUUUUGGACACAGCGGGGUGGAAAUCCCUCCAAAAAAGGUUCUUCCCACCCACCCAAGUGUUGAGAUCGGCAGGAGAAAUGCGGCGUGCAAUAUGAGUGAUCAGCAAGUCUCGAAAGUUUAUUGAACAGGCACACAUAUUUAUAACAGUGUUAAUAAGGCUAAUGCAUAUUGCAAAAAGCGAGCUCAUUAUUGGUUAGUUGUUUAUCAGCUAACUAUGCCUAUAUUUACAUUCUUGUGGCUACUUUGUUGUGGCUUUUCUUAUCUUUUCUUCAUUUUCCUAGCUAAGGAACCUCUCCCACAACCUCAUGUUGCAGCAAGGGCACAGUGACCUUGCCGCAUCUGGACACUGAUUCCCGACUCCUAUCCUCGUCUCCUUCUUGUUUAACUAACGGUAUUAUUCCAGCAUGACCUUUGUCAGCUAGCUAACUGUCCACAAAAUCCUCUACACCCAAGGACAUGGAUGCUCUGCUGACAGGGACAUGUAAAUAUUUUUCUUUUGGCCUUCAUUUUCUUUUCCUUUCUGUUCAUCCCUUUGAAACUCCUGAAACUGGGGUGAAAAUAAAGACAUUGAACGAAGGCAUGGAUGGGGGCAUGGGAGGACAAUGACAUGGAUGAGGACAAGGGGAGACAUGGAAAUAGAUGGGGACAUGGGCGACAGACAUAGGUGGGGACAUGGGGGGAUACAGACAUGGAGAGUGACAUGGGGGUGAUGCCCUAAGUUUUAGCCUUCAUAUUUUUCAGAUUCUGCACUGCCUUGGUGUGUAACUCUGAACUUUGUAUUAAUUAUUAGUAAGUUCUCUUCACAGGAUAGUUAGACAAAACAAUCCUUCUCCAGCUUGAGUAGCCAAGGACAACUAUUACAGCCUCAGGCCCAAAAACCAUAAACAACAGUGAAUUGAAGGGAGCAAACAAGGAGGAUGGGACUUCAUAACCUGAAGCUAUAACUGGACAACUAACCCCAGUAUGUAAAUAGUUAUUUACCAAACCAUUAUUUAUGAAAGUGUGAAAAACUUAUAAAAGUGUGAAGACUCGUGACCGGUGGUCCAUCUUGUGUCCGUCUUGGGCAGAGCCCCAGCCAGGCUGUUGUACUGCCCAAGGUAUAUCCUUUAAAAGCCUUUUAAUAAAUACCUGCUUUAUUCCUUUCACUCUGUCUAGCCUCUGAUCCAGGUC
This is a messenger RNA of Pyrgilauda ruficollis (rufous-necked snowfinch), 4035 nucleotides long. RefSeq names its product zinc finger protein 850-like. Gene Ontology annotation, cellular component: nucleus. The transcript has 4 exons. The record is from RefSeq and is a predicted model, not a curated record. Gene Ontology annotation, biological process: regulation of immune system process; regulation of cytokine production; negative regulation of transcription by RNA polymerase II. Gene Ontology annotation, molecular function: DNA-binding transcription factor activity, RNA polymerase II-specific; RNA polymerase II cis-regulatory region sequence-specific DNA binding. Bases 1 to 2568 code for a protein of 855 amino acids. Lineage: Eukaryota; Metazoa; Chordata; Aves; Passeriformes; Passeridae.